Messenger RNA from Sinocyclocheilus rhinocerous, 931 nucleotides. RefSeq lists its product as uncharacterized. The coding region runs from base 83 to 931 and encodes 282 amino acids. NCBI's taxonomy places the organism in Eukaryota, Metazoa, Chordata, Actinopteri, Cypriniformes, Cyprinidae. The record is from RefSeq and is a predicted model, not a curated record. Gene Ontology annotation, cellular component: membrane. The transcript is spliced from 6 exons.
GUGAAGACGCUUGAUGAGAGCCAGAACACAGACGCUCUGAAGCAGCAUCACACUCUUCUGCUGGAGACUGGACUUUAGAGAAAUGAUGCUGAUCUUUGGACUGAUGCUGCUGCUGCAAACUGCUGCAUGUCUGGAGUGGAACUGCAGUUUUAAUCAACCUGAUCCCUGUUAUGCAGCUCUGGGACACAAACUCAAUCUGCUGAUGAUGCUGGACGCUAGAGAAUAUGACCUGACGUUAAAAAAGAGAAUAAACAACAACACACAAGAUGGUCCAGUUUGUAGAGUAAAAUAUGGCAGGAUGAUGUAUUGUGAUCUUUAUAAUAACAGACCUGAAGUCAAAGUCAUUAAUGGGUUUCUGAUCAUAAAUCGUGUGAUCAGAGCAGAUUCAGGGAAUUACAGAUUAACACUCGAACGCUCAGACGGCACAGAAACAUCUAGAGAUCUUCAAGUGAUUGUUGAAGCUCCUAUUGGCUCAGUGGAAGUGUCAAUCAUCUGCUCCUCCAAUCAGAGGUCAGUGUUCUGCUCCUCUGAGGGGGAUCAGCUCCUCUACAGCUGGACUCUGAAUGGAGAUCCACUGAUGGAUGGAAACAGCAGCAUUGAUCUGGAUGAGGGAACUGAUGGAGACAUCAGCUGCAGCGUGAAGAACCACGUCAGUCACGCACAGAAGACCAUUAGAGUCCAACCCUGUCCUGGACCAACUACUGCAGCUGUGACCUCUAGUUUGACCUCUACGUCGACACAGUCAUCAGAAAAUGUUUUAAAAUUCUCUCUGAUUGCUUUGGGCUGCGUUGCUCUGGUCCUCAUUCUGCUGUUCUUCACCGUGUGUUAUAUUUACAAGAAGAAGCAGCUCAAGUCGACACCAGACAGUUUCAAACACAAUUACACCAAAAGCCAAAGUAGAAACAUUAUAGAUGUGAUGAAGAUGAUCUGA